AUGGCUAUUCAAGAGAAAGCAGUGUAUGUGCAUUGUAAUUCGCAUAUUCUUAAUCGUUGUAUUGCAUCAUCUUGUAAAGAACAGUUCGUACGAAAUAUGAUGGAUGCAGUUCGUGUGACGUCCGAGUUCUUUCGAUUUUCCCCAAAACGUUUUGAUUUGCUAAAGAAGAUAAUUAAGAAAGAACUGCCCAACUGCCGUCACAAAGUUAUUAUCGACGUUUGUAAGACCAGGUGGGUGGCAAGGAUUGACGGUUUAUUAAAUUUUAUCGAAGCUUUCCCGGCUAUUGUUCAAUGUUUAGACGAAAUCAAGGAUAAUGUUGACGGGCACUGGAAUGACGGAUCAACUGAAAAGCUAACGAUAACCAGACCACUUACUGUUCAGUUACAAGAUUCUAGUCUAGAUGCAAAUGCAGCUCGUGAAAAGGUUUCUCUUUUGUUCGUUAUGUUGGAGAGGUUCCGAUCUGAUAUUGAAAGAAAGCAUGAAACGUGGUUCAAGAAUGCUGCUGACCUUGCUGAAGCUGUUGGUACUCUUCCUUCUAAGCCACGAACAACUCGUUUACAGAGUCACAGACCCAAUACUUCAGCAGAGUCCAUUUUGGAGUAUUAUCGUAGGGUUGUGUCCAUUCCUUUCCUGGAUCAUCUUAUUUCGGAAAUUAAAAAGCGCUUUUCUGAAAGAAACUUAAACAUUUUGGAUGCCACAUAUGGAAUGCCAAAAAAUGUUUUGUCGAAUCCAGAGGGAUGGAAAGAAAGAUUUUCUCAGUUUCUUAACAAAUAUAAAGACGACCUGCCCCAGCCUCGUCUUCUUCCCACCGAGCUUGAAAUGUGGUUUGAAAAAUGUCGUUUAUCUAAAGAUAGCUUGCCGUCUAACCUCGGCGAUGUGACGAGGCACUUUUUUUAA
Messenger RNA from Xenia sp. Carnegie-2017, 897 nucleotides. Its product is annotated as 52 kDa repressor of the inhibitor of the protein kinase-like. The transcript is spliced from 2 exons. The record is from RefSeq and is a predicted model, not a curated record. Lineage: Eukaryota; Metazoa; Cnidaria; Anthozoa; Malacalcyonacea; Xeniidae. Bases 1 to 897 code for a protein of 298 amino acids.